AUGACGAUUAUUGAUUUUCUGUUUCUUUUUGCAGUAAGUGUUACUUUAUGGCAUUCUGUUCAGAGCACCACCAUUGCCAGGAGUAGAGGUCGGCGACGGAACAGUAGGCGGAGCCAGUGGAGAGUAGUCGAUGCCAUAGCAGGUGGUGAAGCUCUAAUGGACAGAGAGAGAGAGUCACGUCCCCCGGAGCAAGGGACAAAGACGAUGUUGAAGUCGAAAGAGUUGCCACAGUGGGCGAAUGAGCUGAUUUUGGCGAGGAGGCCGGCGGCAACUUGGUUGGCGAAGAGGUCAGUGCAACACCGGGAUUUCGAAGGUAAAUUUCUGCAGAAGUUCGAUGGGCUUUUCAAAAUUUCGUUUAUUUUUAAUGAGAACGCUGAUGAGGAUCCUGAGGUUAGGGUUUUUGUGAAGGAUGAAAGGUCGAUUGAGAAGAAAGUGAGAGAGGUUAUGUUGGCUAAGGGGAGACCAAUUGUGUUGGAGAAGGUGAGGUUGUAUGUACAGAGUAGUAUGGCGAAGGGUGAUUUGGAGGUCAUAGGGUGGAGCCAAAGACUAAUCAAUCGGCUCCACUUGCGGCAGCCAUGA
This is a messenger RNA of Cucurbita pepo subsp. pepo (vegetable marrow), 579 nucleotides long. The record is from RefSeq and is a predicted model, not a curated record. Lineage: Eukaryota; Viridiplantae; Streptophyta; Magnoliopsida; Cucurbitales; Cucurbitaceae.